Gossypium arboreum is the source of this 1776-nucleotide messenger RNA. Its product is annotated as probable protein kinase At2g41970. The transcript has 8 exons. Gene Ontology annotation, biological process: protein phosphorylation. Lineage: Eukaryota; Viridiplantae; Streptophyta; Magnoliopsida; Malvales; Malvaceae. The record is from RefSeq and is a predicted model, not a curated record. Gene Ontology annotation, molecular function: protein tyrosine kinase activity; ATP binding. Bases 397 to 1512 code for a protein of 371 amino acids.
GCGUGCACGUAGAAGUAGGUUAGUUUUAAGAUUUCAACGGUUAAACUAUGAGGGACCCGAGCUUGACGGAAGAACAGGGGCGACAUGUGUGUCUGUUCCCAUACAGAGCCAUUACAGAGGAAGGGGGGAAUAAAACAUGAAAAAAGGAACAAAAAUCAAAUCGGAAACAACCAAACCCAACAUGAAGAAUUCUUUCACUUUUUUGUUUCCCACUAAGAUCUUGUUUCUGUUUCUGCAAAUUUUCCGUUCUUCAAUCUUUCCCCCCUUUCCUCUCUGUCAAUCAACCCUUCCAUAACUCUUCUUUUGUUUUUUUUUUGUUUUCUUUUCUUAAAACCUUCUUCGGUUGAUCCCUUCAGAGGCUUUCAGGGUCACAUGAGAUAUUAACAUCCUGAAGCAAUGUUCUGCUGCGGGGGUUCGGAUAACGAACCUAAAGGCCCACCUGCAAACCAAUAUACUGCCCCAUCUAAAGGAGGAAAUCAAAAUGGUGGUACUGGUGGUACUGGAAGAGGAGAGCCAAAUGCUCCGAGUGGGGUUAAACCUGGUGGGGCUCCCCAGAAAGUUCUUCCCAUUGAAAUCCCAUCUGUUCCUUUAGACGAACUAAAUAAGAUGACAGAUAACUUUGGUAAAAAGGCUUUGAUCGGAGAAGGAUCUUAUGGUCGUGUUUUUUACGGAACAUUUAAUGGCCAGCCUGCUGCAAUAAAGAAACUGGACACUGGGUCUUCACCUGAGCCAGAUUCUGAGUUUGGAGCACAGUUAUCCGUAGUUUCAAGGCUUAAACAUGGAAAUUUUGUGGAGUUGCUGGGGUAUUGUAUGGAGGAAAAUAAUAAAAUCUUAAUAUAUGAACACGCUACAAUGGGUUCUUUGCAUGAUGUAUUACAUGGGAGGAAAGGAGUACAAGGAGCUGAACCAGGUCCGGUUCUGAGCUGGAACCAAAGAGUAAGGAUUGCAGUAGGUGCAGCGAAAGGUCUAAAAUAUUUGCAUGAGAAAGUUCAGCCUUCGAUAGUUCACCGUGAUGUUAGAUCAAGCAAUGUCCUUCUGUUUGAUGACUUUGUGACUAAAAUUGCGGAUUUCAACUUGACCAAUCAAUCAUCUGAUUCCUCAGCUCGACUGCAUUCCACUCGUGUCUUGGGUACAUUUGGGUACCAUGCCCCUGAGUAUGCAAUGACGGGACAGAUCACGCAGAAGAGUGAUGUAUACAGUUUCGGAGUUGUUCUUCUUGAACUGUUGACGGGAAGAAAACCGGUGGAUCAUACAAUGCCCAAAGGCCAACAGAGUCUUGUUACUUGGGCAACCCCAAGGUUGAGUGAAGACAAGGUUAAGCAAUGUGUGGAUCCCAAGCUCAACAAUGAUUACCCACCAAAGGCAAUCGCCAAGCUAGCAGCCGUUGCGGCACUUUGUGUCCAGUACGAGGCAGAUUUCCGACCAAACAUGACAAUUGUUGUCAAAGCUCUUCAACCACUUCUUAAUGCAAAACCAGAAGCAAAACCAGCAGGAACAGACCCUCAACCAUAGUGUCUAUAUCUGGCCUGUAAAGAAUUAGUGUGAGGCUUUUGUAGUUGUAUUUUUUUUCCUAUAUAUUAUCCGGAAUAUUUUUUUUUCCUAAUUUUUUUUCAUGCAUUUCAAGAAUUACAUACUUAUAUUCGAAUAAAUGUCGGAUGUAAGUACUGGACAGGAAUGCGUUUAAAAGAAAAUGAAAAACAUGGAUAAGUGGCUCUUUGUUCAUGUUUUAUAAUCUCAUUACUUGACGAAAUCAAUUUUACAGAUAUCUUUUGUUUA